Messenger RNA from Gryllus bimaculatus (two-spotted cricket), 1779 nucleotides. NCBI's taxonomy places the organism in Eukaryota, Metazoa, Arthropoda, Insecta, Orthoptera, Gryllidae. The record is from the annotation of a GenBank genome assembly.
ACUUCGCCCACCGCCCCCUCCACCGACGGCGCCGCCGCGGCGACAACACCAGUCGCAGGCGCCGGCGCCAUGCGGGACGUCGCAUUCGUUCCGCUGCUGCUGCUGCUGCUGGCCUCUGCCGGCUGGCUCCCCGCCCCCGCCCACGCCGCCUCCGCCAGGGGAAGGACUGUGGGGAGCGGCGCCAGGCCACGGCGCGACCAACACCACGCAGCAUGUUUCGUUGAUCUGAUAGAAGAUUUGGCUGAGAAAGAACCUCUAAUCCUGCAGAAACAAUGCACAAAAAAUGUAUGUUCAUGGAAACUUCCGGAAGGUGACGAAGACCAACUUAACUUUGAAAGAGGAGAAGAAGUAUUGAUUGCUUGCCCAGACAAAAAUAACGAACUACAAGGUUUCGCAUCCCAAAUCAAAUCUGUGGUGGCUGUUUGCUCUGACAAACCUGAUUCUAGUUUCAAGGUAGAUGGCGAAGCUUUCACCAUCAAGGACUUUGAAUGCGAGAGGAUCCCAAAAGGAGAAGUUAUGACCAAGAAUGUAGCUUGUGGUCACAGAAAUGCCGAGUUAAUGGAACUCGGCUUCACUGUUCGAGAGCAGUGGUAUUCGUUGAUAAAAGUGUGCCAUGUUAAGGCGCGAUCAGAGACACUGUUUACUGAACACAUUCUCCAAGGAGAGAUGACGAAGAAAAGACGGAUUGCAAAACGCCCAUCGUUUGAAGAGGGUGGAUGCGGUUGUUAUCAAGGAUUCUCUGCCAACGACGCGUACAAGAAUGUCAACAAAACUUUACGGGAAGUAAUUGGGUCUUCGAAAUUUCCGAGUUCUAUCUCAUCUAAUAUAGACAGGGGUCAUUUAGCACCGGAUGGUGAUUUUCUUAUCAUACCCUAUCGCUAUGCAACGUAUUUUUAUGUGAAUGCUGUUCCAAUGUGGAGUGUUAUCAACAGAGGAAAUUGGGUUGCUCUGGAAGAUAAAAUUAGAAAAUUAGCAAGGGAUCUCGCGACUGAUUUGCAUAUUGCAACUGGCGUUUUUAGAGUAAUGGACUUACCCGACCGUAACGGGAACCUACAAGAAUUAUUUUUGUAUAGAUCAUCCAACAGAAAGCAAAUACCUGUUCCAAAAUUCCUUUGGAAAGUGGUGUAUGAUGAAAAAAGCAAGAAAGGAAUUGCUUUUGUCGUGCUGAAUGACCCGUUCACAAAAGCCAUUGAUUCGGAUGAUGAAUUGUGUCCGAAUAUAUGUAAAGAAUCAGGAUGGAAUGAUAAUAGAUGGAGAAGAAUAUCACGAGGUUAUUUGUACUGUUGUGAAGUGAAGGAACUAAAAAAAUUCGUUCCGUAUGUACCGAAGUACGAUAUAAAAUCAGUUCUGACUGGGUCAGAUUAGGAGUUAACCUUUAUUGAUAAGGUUUUUUAAUAAUCAGUUGUUUUAUCAUCAAUUAAAAAUGUUGCCAAUAUUCAUUUCUUUGAAUAUAUUGAAAAGUAAAUUAGAUUGAUUCUCCAGAGAAUUAUGUUAAUGUGUAUUAUCAAACCGCGACACAAUUAAUGGAUGUGUUGUAUUUCUAUUACCGCGACGUGUAAAAUUUAAUUUUAUUUAAAAUUUACUGUGUACUAACUACGUAUAAAAAUAAAGUUGGUACUGUUCGAGUUCCUGUUAAUUUUUAUCAUGAGUGUAAUGUGUAUCUCUUUUCUUUUCAAAUUUUUAUGUACAUAGUAUUCGUGUACAAUUUUGUGAUAUUGUAAAAUUUUCUUAACUCAUAUUCUGUAUGAUAUAUAACAUAAUAAAUUACUUCAACUUACA